This is a messenger RNA of Symbiodinium natans, 1458 nucleotides long. The record is from the annotation of a GenBank genome assembly. Lineage: Eukaryota; Dinophyceae; Suessiales; Symbiodiniaceae.
AUGGCGCACAGCAUCACAUCUGCUGGCGUUGCCGCCUUCGUACUUCUGGGAUUUACUCUUUUUCAAAGUUUUUGGAGCACUGGCAUAGUCUACGGCUGGCCGUCGCUCCUUUCGCUUCUGAACAGCGAGGAUGUGUAUAGACAUCGCUGUGAAGAUUAUGCAGAGAGUUGCCCGGAACGCACUCUGGCCUUCAACCUCGUCUUUAGCAUAGGCGCGAUGGUGAACGUGUCCGGGGGCGUGGCCUGCGGAUUCCUGGUAGAUUGCAUUGGACCACGCAAAGGCAUCCUCAUAGGCCUAGUUCUGAUCAUUGCCGGGAGUCUCUGUUUGGGUUUGGCGGACGUAGACAGCGAGUGGGCCUGGCCCCUUGCAUACGUCUUCUAUGGUCUUGGCGGCUGCUGCGUCCACUUGUCGAGCUUCUCUUUGGGAAACGCCUUUGGAAAGGCCAAGGGGGUGGUUAUCUCCUGCUUUGUGGCCAUGUUUUCGAUCUCGGCCCUGGCUUUUCAAGUUUUUGAUCUGGCCUACCGGGCGGGGCUGGCUCUUCGAAGCGUGGCCCUGGUCCAUGUCGGCAUGGAAGCGCUUAACAUGUGCUUCUCGGGAUGGCUGUGGCCAGACGAAGCCCUGAAGCCAGGAACUCGCUUAACUUGGUCCCGAUGUCGCAUCAAGUCAGCUGGCAGCUUGGAGCAGCUUGAUCAAGCCAAAAGUCUGACUGCCCGGGAGCGCUGCGUCUCAGCGCUUAGCAUUGCGAGGACCUGGAAGUUUCUUGGAUUCCUCACAUUCCACUUUACCCAGCUCGGCCUGAACCGAUGCUUGAUGGGAUGGAUGGCACCCGAACUCCGUUGGAAGAACGAGCAGCUGCUGCAAGCAGGUAGGCAAGGUCUCGACCUGGAACAUGAGCUCAGCGUAUUCAAUUUUCUGCAAGCAGCCGGGGGCUUCCUUUCCAUCCCGGCCUUCGGCUGGAUCGUGGCGCGAUUCGGGCACCGGCGUGCCCCGUUCUGCGCGACGGCCGGCCUUGCUGCACUCUUUCUGGCCGUCCGACCCUUUGUCGAGCCGUGGCUUCUGCCAGUUCUGUACAUCGUAUCUGCUUGUCACCGUCAACUGUUCUUCUCGACAUUUUUCACUUUCCUCAUUUCAGAAUACCCGGCCGAGCAGUUCGCUACGCUUGCUGGCAUGGCAAACAUCAUAGCCGGCCUUGUGUCUUUCCUGCAGAACCCUCUUUUGGACAUGGUAUUGCGGAACAUGAACGGCGACUUCCUGCUGCCACUCCUGGCACAGCUAGGACUUGCCGUCGUGGUCUUCAUCUGCAGCCUCAUUGCGUGGUUCUACGACAAGCCUUCCCUUCCGCCACCAGCCAGCUUGGACACGGAGACUGAACCAGGACAGAGUAGCCCCGAGUCUGCCAAGCUCAGCCCACAACAUCAGCAGGCAGAUGAGGCUGCAGAAACAAAGCUGCAACUUUGA